Engraulis encrasicolus (European anchovy) is the source of this 5490-nucleotide messenger RNA. RefSeq names its product terminal uridylyl transferase 4 (gene tut4). Lineage: Eukaryota; Metazoa; Chordata; Actinopteri; Clupeiformes; Engraulidae. Gene Ontology annotation, molecular function: nucleic acid binding; RNA uridylyltransferase activity; zinc ion binding. The transcript is spliced from 30 exons. Bases 202 to 4974 code for a protein of 1590 amino acids. The record is from RefSeq and is a predicted model, not a curated record.
UUAACAUGGCGGCUAUGGUUGGUGUUUUGAUCUGGGCCGUGGACAUGAAAAACAAAAAAACAGUCUGGGAGGACGGACAGCAUGUAGCUGUUGUUUGAGCAGAAAAACAGUUUACAUGAACGUUCUCACUGGGUUGUCCUCUUCCCCCUGCUGUUCCACAGUACACAACAGUUAGUUUCUUUAGACACAGACUCUUGCACAAUGGAGGAUUCCAAGAGCCCACUGAAGUCUGCCAAGCCCUCACGUGGAGAGGCCAGAGGAGGCAAGGCUCCCAUUUCCAAGAAUCUGAAAGACACACCCUUGUCGAGGGACCCCACCAAAGGCCCUGGGCGCCCCAAGGACAGUAUGGCGAGGGCUCGAGAUGAUCACAGAGAUAACCAGGGCACGCAUGUUACUGGCAGGGCGACAGCUGGUAGCCCUCAGGACCAAGGUAGAGGCAAGCCACGCAGGCUGACAGGCAGGACCAGCUCUGGGGAGAGAGGGAAAGGGAAGGGAGGGAGCCUGCAACAGCAGCAUCAGCAUCAGCAGCAGACAGACGUUAGGCAGUCUGCCCAGGAGCACCGGGGCCCAGGCUGGAACCGCCAUCUCAAAGAUACUGAGGGCCCCAGAGCAGCCACCUCCUCACCAGAGGAGAGGGCACUACAGGUCAAGCUGUCUCAGGUAGCUGCUCUGGCAAAGCAGCUACCAGAUGAGGCGGGGGGUCGGCGGGCAACAGAUGCGGGGACGGGGGCUGGAGGCGGGGGCGUCGGGGUGGACGAGAGCACCCUGACCUCGGACCAGCAGCUGGGGCUCAAGCAGGCGGAGGAGAGGCUGCGCAGAGACUACAUCCACCGCUUGGUCAAGCAGUCCCCGGAGUACCCCAACUUCCAGUACCUAUGCAAGCUCUGCUCAGUCCACGUGGAGAACAUCCAAGGUGCUCACAAACACAUCAAGGAGAAGCGCCACAAGAAAAACAUCAUGGAGAAGCAAGAGGAGAAUGAGCUGCGUGCCCUUCCUCCCCCCUCCGCGGCGCAGCUGCGAGCGGUGGAUGCGGCGGUGCAGGAGGCGGUGCGGGUGCACGGCAUCUCCGAGGAGGACUUCCUGCAGCGCCAGGCCAUGGUCACGCGCAUGGAGGCCGUCAUACAACAGCAGCUGCCAGAAUGCAACCUCCGCCUUUAUGGUUCAUGCCUAACACGUUUCGCCUUCAAAACCAGUGAUAUCAACAUAGAUGUUACCUAUCCAUCCAAUAUGACGCAACCAGAAGUGCUUAUAAAAGUGCUGGACAUUAUAAAGAAAAGCUCUCAGUAUGUUGAAGUGGAGUCUGACUUUCAUGCUAAAGUUCCUGUGGUCUACUGCAAGGAGGCCGGCAGUGAGCUCAUGUGUAAAGUCAGUGCCGGUAAUGACGUUGCAUGCCUCACCACCAACCACCUGGCGGCGCUGUCGAGGCUGGAGCCCAGGCUGGUGCCUCUGGUCCUGGCCUUCCGCCUCUGGGCCAAACUGUGCCACAUCGACUGCCAGGCGGAGGGUGGCAUCCCGUCCUACUCGUUCUCCCUCAUGGUCAUCUUCUUCCUGCAGCAGCGCAAGCAGCCCAUCCUGCCCGUCUACUUUGGCAACUGGAUCGAGGGCUUCGAUGCAAGGCGCGUGGAUGAGUAUCACCUGACGGGGGUGAAGCUGGACAUCUUUGUAGGCUGGGAGUACCGGCCCCCCAGCACUGGAGAGGGCCGCGGCGAGAACAAGGGCAAGCCCGAGCAUAAGCCCCCACCGCGGAGGAAGAGCGACGCCACAGAGGGCCUGACGCGGUUGGCCCUUGACCUGGGGCAGGGCGUGUCCCUGGGCCAGCUGUGGCUUGAGCUGCUUCGCUUCUACACGCUGGAGUUUGCUCUGGAGGAGCACGUCAUCAGCAUCCGCCUGAGGGAGCUGCUACCCCGCGAGAUCAAGAACUGGCCCCGGCGACGCCUCGCCAUCGAAGACCCCUUCGCCCUGAAAAGGAAUGUGGCGCGCAGCCUCAACAGCCAGAUGGUGUUUGAGUACAUCCAGGAGCGCUUCCGCAGCGCCUACCGCUACUUCGCCUGCCCCCAGAGCCGCCAUCGCACCCCGGCCAGUCAACGCAGGGGGGCUCGCAAGAGAGCUAAGCGCCGGAUGAACUUAGAGGAGGGUGCUGGAGAGGGCAAACAUGGCAAGAGCACAGAGUCCAGGAGACGUCGCACCACAACAGGGGAGGGAGAAGGCGAGGGUGUAGAGAUGGGGUGCAGGGUGGAUGACGAGGAUGAGGAAGAUGAGGAUGUUUACGAGGAUGACGAAGAGGAAGGAGGCCUGAGUGUCCGUCUUGGGGACUUGGGUCUUUUGAGUAAGAAGGAGAAGAAGGAUGCAGUGAACGUGAACGUCAUGAGGGGGGGCCGGGAGCCCCCCGCAGCUCACACCUCUCAAAAUGGCCUGCUGGACAGCGAAGAAGAGGAGGAGGAAGAGGGAGAGGAGGAUGAAGAAGAGGAGGAGGAGGAAGAGGAAGAACAGGAGGAGAUUGCUCCAGAGGAUCUUCAAUAUGUGUUUGACAAGAUGAUUUUCACCGGAGGAAAGCCUCCCACUGUUGUGUGCAGUAUCUGCAAACGAGAUGGCCACAUGAAGGAUGAGUGUCCAGAGGAUUUCAAGAAGAUCGAGCUGAAACCCCUGCCCCCCAUGGGCGAACGCUUCCGUGACAUCCUAGAUGGACUCUGCAGGCUCUGCUAUCUUGAAUUAUCCCCAAACCUAUUGGAACAGCAGAAAAGGGAGCAGAUUUUGGCCAGUUUAGAAAGGUUCAUUCGGAAGGAGUACAACGAUAAGGCCCAGCUCUGCCUGUUUGGCUCCUCCAAGAAUGGCUUUGGCUUCCGGGACAGUGACCUGGACAUCUGCAUGACACUGGAGGGUCAUGACACAGCAGAGAAACUAAACUGCAAGGAGAUCAUUGAGGGGCUUGCAAAGGUACUGAAGAAACACACAGGUCUUAGGAACAUCCUGCCUAUAACGACAGCUAAAGUGCCUAUUGUCAAAUUUGAACAUCGUCAGAGUGGCCUGGAAGGAGACAUCAGCCUUUAUAACACCCUGGCCCAGCAUAACACCAGAAUGCUGGCCACGUAUGCUGCCAUCGACCCUCGUGUGCAAUUUCUUGGAUACACUAUGAAGGUUUUCGCCAAGCGUUGUGACAUCGGAGACGCGUCACGAGGCAGCUUGUCGUCCUACGCCUACAUCCUCAUGGUGCUCUACUUCCUGCAGCAGAGGAAGCCGCCCGUCAUCCCCGUCCUGCAGGAGAUAUACGAUGGGAAUGACGUUCCUCAGAGGAUGGUCGAUGGGUGGAAUGCAUACUUUUUCCAUGACCUCGAUGAAAUGCGGCGGCGUAUGCCGGAGCUGCAGCAGAACCGUGAGUCGGUGGGGGAGCUGUGGCUGGGCCUGCUGCGCUUCUACACAGAGGAGUUCGACUUCAAGGAGCACGUCAUCAGCAUCCGCCAGCACAAGCGCCUCACCACCUUCGAGAAGCAGUGGACCUCCAAGUGCAUCGCCAUCGAAGAUCCCUUUGACUUGAAUCAUAACCUUGGUGCAGGGGUCUCUCGCAAAAUGACCAAUUUCAUCAUGAAGGCCUUCAUAAAUGGUAGAAAGCUGUUUGGAACCCCUUUCUACCCCCAGCCUGGCACUGAAGCGGACUACUUCUUUGACUCCAAGGUGCUAACGGAUGGAGAGCUGGCUCCAAACGACCGCUGCUGCCGCAUCUGUGGCAAGAUCGGACACUACAUGAAGGACUGUCCCAAGAGACGCAGGAUGAAGAAGAAGGAGAAUGAGAAGGAUGAGGAGGUGAAGGAGGAGGACAGAGAGCCUCGCGAGCGCCGCUGCUUCCAGUGCGGAGACAUGGGCCACGUGCGGCGAGACUGUCCCGAGUACAGACACCUGCGGCAGAGGGGCCAGGCUGGACCAGUCCCUCAUAUGGUUCGCGCCAUGGUGAGCUCUCAGUCCAUCCCCAUCCCUCAGAGCGGCAUGGCCCAGGAGAGACCAGGCCGCACCAGGCAGCCCUCCGAAUGCUCCGACACGCGCCAGACGCCGCCCUACUCGCCGCAGCCCACGCCGCAGUUCAGCCAGGCCUCCCCGCAAGUGGUGGGCUCGCCGCAGUCUGCCCAGGCCAAGGUCCCCGUGGGCCAAGCCGUGGCCGCCGCCGCAGCUGCUGCAGCCGCCGCCGCCGCUAAGCAGUCCCCCCACGCCCAGGUGCAACUGCCCCUCUUUCCCCCCGGCUUCCCUCACGCCCACCCGGGGCCCUACCACGUGGGGCUCCAGGCCCUGGGGCUGCAGAUCAACCAGCAGAUCCAAGCCCAGGCCCAGGCCCAGGCCCAGGCUGGCCACCACCCGGCCUCCUGGCCCAUCCACGGCCCCGUGCUCCAGGGCUCCUCCAGCAGCUCCAGCCCCUCCCCGCCGGGCCUCAAGUUCCCCCUGCGACCCGCCAACGCAGGCCCUGCCGGGGGGAUAGCGGCCGGCGGUGGGGCCUCAGGGGCUGGAGGUGGUGGUGGUGGUGGAGGAGGAGGAGGAGGUGUGGUGGGUGGUGGGAACGGUGGCACAGCGGGCGGCAACCUGUCGAACCCCAUGAACCUGAACGACCCGAGUAUUAUUUUCGCCCAGCCGGCGGCAGGCAGGCAGCUGAGCAUGGGGGGCACGGGCCGCGAUGGCCUGCCCUGGCACAACCACCUCCCUGGGGCACUGGUGGGCAACGGCACGGUGGGGAAGACAGAUGGGGGAUUUCAGGGUCAGUUUGGCAACGUGAGCCAGGGCCUGCGCACAUGGGAGCAUGGCAACGCGCCGCACUACACGCUCUCGCCCUCCUGGCCCUCGCGCAUGCCCCAGAACUUCCUGCCCCAGGGCAACGGCGGCUUCCAGCCCAACAAGCCCUUCAUCUCCCAAGGUUCCGUGGUGGCCAAUCAGCAUUAUCCCCUUCUUCAACACGGGAGGCACCACAAUCUCAACUUCAUCCAGCAGAAGAAAUGAAGAUGAACUUACUUUACGUUUCUUUUCUUUUAACAUUAGAGUUUCAAACCCAUGGUCCUUUUCUGACAGAGAGAGACUGAAAAAAAAAGGAAAAAAAAGAAAAAAAAAACUGAAAAUCAAUUAUGACUUUACAUUAUUUGGUCACAGGACUUUUUAAAAUAACGAAUUUUAUCAUUUUUGUACAGUUUUUACAUUUUAUUUUCUUUCCUGUGUCAUCACAUUGAUUUGUGAUACAAAUGUCAAAUAUUUUAAUACCCUCGUUUUUGAAGGGGGUCUAAAAGUGUUAUUUUAUGUGUAAAGUAUGGACUACAAAUGUAUUCUCUUUAUUUUUGGUAGCUGUAUUCAUAUUUUGCUUGCAUAAGGAAAAAACGGCUUUGAGUAGAAAUUUGUUUUAAAAACAAGCAUACCAACUGAUGAGAAUUAUGUAGUGCCAUAAACCCCCAAUAGUAAAGAAAAAUACAAAAAAAAAACAUGAAAUGAGAAAAUGCCCAAAAAAAUAAAGAAAAAGCAAACCAA